Molecule: messenger RNA, 1125 nt
Organism: Manihot esculenta (cassava)
Lineage: Eukaryota; Viridiplantae; Streptophyta; Magnoliopsida; Malpighiales; Euphorbiaceae
Product: secoisolariciresinol dehydrogenase
Exons: 2
Coding region: 124-966 (280 amino acids)
Molecular function (GO): oxidoreductase activity, acting on the CH-OH group of donors, NAD or NADP as acceptor
Source: RefSeq, a predicted model, not a curated record
UGUUUUAUUGGAAUCCAGAAUUAUAUAAUUGUUCGCUUGUAAGGUGUAAUUUACAGUGAAGCACAGUUGGCAAACAAAGAGAAGUAUCAGUGUUCAUCAACUCUUGAAAGAUUAAAAUAGAAAAUGAGUUCCAGUAUUUCAGCAAAAUCUACCCCCAGGAGGCUAGAAGGCAAGGUAGCAUUGAUAACUGGUGGCGCAAGUGGAAUAGGUGAGUGCACCGCCAGGCUAUUCGUCCAACAUGGAGCAAAGGUACUCAUUGCGGAUGUUCAAGAUAAUCUAGGGAAGUCACUCUGUCAAGAAUUUGGCUCCCAAGAAGACAUCAUCUCUUAUGUCCACUGCGAUGUAACUUCUGACUCUGAUGUCCAAAACGCUGUGGAUACCGCCGUUUCCAGGUAUGGAAAACUUGAUAUAAUGUUCAAUAAUGCUGGAAUUGAGGGUGACGCAGAACCAACAAUCUUGGCUUGUAGUGAAGAAAAUUUUAAGAGAGUAUUUGAUGUCAAUACGUUUGGUGCCUUCUUGGGUGCUAAGCAUGCAGCCAGAGUGAUGAUCCCAGCCAAGAAAGGCUGCAUACUGUUCACUUCAAGUCUAGCUUCAGUAUGUUGCAUAGCUUCACAUGCCUACACAGCAUCAAAACAUGCAGUUGUAGGGCUAGCCAAGAACCUGUGCGUGGAAUUAGGACAAUAUGGGAUAAGGGUUAAUAUUAUUUCCCCUUAUGCUGUUGCAAGCCCGAUGUUAGAAAGAGGUUUGAAGAUGGAGAAGAAGGAGGCUGAAGAGUUUAUUUCAUCAACUGCGAAUUUGAAAGGAGUAGUGUUAGAACCAGAAGAUAUUGCACAUGCAGCCUUGUACCUAGGGAGUGACGAGUCCAAGUAUGUGAGUGGUAUCAACUUUGUGGUUGAUGGAGGCUAUAGUCUCACCAACCCCUCCUUUGGAAUGGCAAUGAAAAGCCUAUUUGCUUCAGAUAAGUAGUCUCUGUUCCAUGAAAAUUUCAAAUAAGAUGGGGCUCUGUUUUCAUCCCCAAGUGUGCUGUUUCUCUUUAUACUGAAUCAGGCUGUUUAAACAUAUCCAGCACUCAAUAAUGGAGAUUAUAAGUUUGUGCCAGUAAAUAAAGGCUUGUUUUCAUGGCCA